Molecule: messenger RNA, 2598 nt
Organism: Zea mays
Lineage: Eukaryota; Viridiplantae; Streptophyta; Magnoliopsida; Poales; Poaceae
Product: protein binding protein
Exons: 5
Coding region: 324-2408 (694 amino acids)
Cellular component (GO): cytoplasm
Molecular function (GO): protein binding
Source: RefSeq, a predicted model, not a curated record
ACGGAGAUUGAGCAGGACUGCACGGCACGAGCCCAAGGCCGGCGCCGCUUGCAAGUUGGAAGUUGGAACCGAGCGACCCAAAUGGCGCCCCUGUCAACUGUCGAAUGGGACGCGGGGCGUCGUGACGUCGGAAGCUGCCGUGCGGCCGCAGUGUCGUUCGGUUCGGUUCCUCGCAACGAACCACGCCAGCGUGGCGGUCCGCCCCCCACCGCUCUUCCCUCCUCCGCCCUCACUGGCUCCCGACUAUUUCUAGCACCGCCGCGCCGGAUCGACACUUCUCAUGUCAUACCCCGGCUCCUCUGCUUCUCGGUUCCCGCCGUUCCAUGUCCGCCACAAGGUGCCCGCCACAAGACCGGCGGCAGAGGUUGUACCGAUCGCUCUGGCCCACGUCGCCGGCCGGACCAUCAACCACCGCGCGGAGCAUCAAGCAGCUGCCAUUCCAAAGCCCGUUGAAGCAUCGAAGGAUUUCCAGCCGUGAGCGUGUGCGGUGGCGGCGCGGCCGGGUCGCCGGGAUGGGCAAGAUGAACUGCUUCUCCGGCCUGCUCAGCGGCAAGAGCAAGGCAUUCAAGGGUGGCAACAAGGGCGCUUACGCCAAGAAGGCGGCCAGUGGUGGCAACGAUUGCCCCAAGGUGAAGCCGGUAGAGUUCGUAGACAUGGCGGGCACUGCUGUCGACGACUUCGUCGGCAGACGCGGCGGAGGCAGCGUUCAUGCGUCCGCAUGCAGCAGUAGCUUUGUCGUUCACGCAGCCACCGAGCUGCCACGCCAUGCCACUGCCGAGAACGGUGAAGACGAGGCCGCGGUUAACAAGGACUCAUCCUCCGCCGGCGCUGGCUCGCCCGGUUACAGCAUUGGCCGCAUGUCGCCAACGGCAUCGCCGAAGCUGACGCGCUCCUGCUCCAACAUGGAGACGGCGAGGUCUGUCCCCCCGCCAGGGUCCGACUCCGACCUGCCGGCGAGGUCACGCUCCCACAACGACCUGCUGAAGAACCUGCCCCCCGGAAGGCCGACGACCGCCCGCAGCGGCUUGAGCCCGACGGCGUCCUUCAGGUCCUCGUGCUCCGCCGACCGCGUCCUGCUGAAGAAACGGUCGUCGCGGCAGGUGCUCCCGUCCCGGAGCCGGAAGCUGUGGUGGCAGACGUUCCUCUGGAGCCACCGCAACCUGCACCGGCCGGGCGCGAGCGCGACCACUCCCACGCUGCCGUCUGCGUGGAAAGACGGCCGUCCCGUGCACCACGGGUACACGUCCGACACGCUGGGCACUGCCACCGCGGACGCCAAGAACAAGGGCGUCGUCGCGGUGGAGGAGGACCCCGUCCCGAACCAGUGGGUCGCGUUCUCCGCCGAGGCGUCUCCACUGGACCGGGUCAGCGCGUGGGUGAACAGCCUCGGGGACGCCUCGUUCCACGCCGUCGACGAGGAGGACGACGCCACGCUGCACGGCGCGCGACCGCGGCCCCGACCGAGACGCUCUGAGAUCGUGGAGCUGUGGACGGCCGGCGGCAAGAGGCAGCCACAGGCGAAGCGGCGCGCCGCGGACGAGGCCGCCCCCGCCCAGGCGAGCGGCGUCGUGCACACGCUCAACGCCUUCUCCUCCGUCGCGCACAUCGCCGGCAUGGGGCUCCGGACCGUCCCGAUGAUCGCCGCCUUCUCGACCCUCCGCGCCGUCAACCUGUCUGGAAACAUGAUUGUGCAAAUCACCGCUGGAUCGUUGCCCAAAGGCCUGCACUCACUGGACCUGUCGCGGAACAGCAUUGCAGUCAUCGAGGGGCUGCGGGAGCUGACGAGGCUGCGGGUGCUCAACCUCAGCUACAACCGGAUCUCAAGGAUCGGCCAUGGCCUGUCGAGCUGCACGGCCAUCAGGGAGCUGUACCUGGCCGGGAACAAGAUCAGCGACGUGGAGGGGCUCCACCGCCUGCUGAAGCUGGCCGUCCUGGACGUGAGCUUCAACAAGAUCAGCACGGCCAAGUCCCUGGGCCAGCUCGUGGCCAACUACGGCUCGCUGCGGGCGAUCAGCCUGCUGGGCAACCCGGUGCAGGCGAACACCGGCGAGGACACGCUCCGCAAGGCGGUGUCGGGCCUGCUCCCGCGGAUCGACUACCUGAACAAGCAGGCCGUGAAGCCGCAGCGCGCGCGCGAGGUGGCCAAGGACAGCGUCGCGCAGGCGGCGCUCGGGAACAACGCCGGGGGCAGCUCGCGGAGGCGGCUGGCGCGCCGCCUCAGCCAGAGCCCCGGCUCGUCGUCGGGCAAGGGCCGGGGCCGGGGCGGCAGGGAGGGGAACGGCAGCCGCAGGGGCAGCAGGAGCAGGUUCGUGGCCAGGCCCCAGAGCUCGAGCUACCAAGGAGAUGAGGCAAAACAUGACAACGGUGUUGGGCUUGAAGAGGGAGAAGAAACAAGUCCGUGCGUUUAAACUGCAAGAUGUUGUUAAUGAGCUCGAGUUUGACGCAUCUAUUGCUAGUUAGCGGUGUGUCUAAUUUAUCUUUGUAGUACCACCGUCGACGGAUUAGGUCUCCAAUGCAAAAAAAUGUUUAGCGUCUACCAUUUGAUUCGUUGAUCUUGUUUUCUUUCUCUGGAUGAUGAUGAUGACGAAGCGUAAAGAA